UGCAACUCUACUGCUAGCCUACGUGUUGAGAAUAUUGAACUCUUGCCUAAAUAUAUUGUUUGUUGUGUAUUGUUUGACCCAGAGGCUCUCUCAGCCAUGUCCAAAAAUGCACAUACACUCUUUGGGUGGAGCUUACUGCCUUUGCUGUCCAGUGGACACUGUUCACUGUUCCCUCCCUUCAUGUAAUGCGUGUGAUUUACUGCAUGCUGGAGUGUGUGUGUGCGCACGUGCCUGCGCGUGGUAGAUAAUAGACAUUGUGCAUCACAUUUCUCAGUACUGUUGAAAUGCAGAAAUGGUAGUCACAGGCUUGGCCACCUUAAAAAUCAAUAUUGACAAAGAAUGAAGGUGUUAAAAUCAACUGAGCCUUUCUUUGAACUCGUAAAAGUAUCACAAUAAAAUACUUUCUCAGACAUUUUUUCAGCUCGUACGUCUGACUUGUACUUGAAGCAUAGUUGCACAUUUUGCCACAGCCGAUGCAUCUUUUUCUGCAGAGUCGAUGGAUUGUUGAAUGCACAGGGUGGGUGACUUGGGGAAAUUGGAUCUUUACUCUCAGCAGCACUCCUGUCCCUGAUUCACUCUGGUAGCAGCGCUGUCAUUUUUUUUUUUCUCUGAAUUAUACAUAGGGAUUUUUUUUUUAAAUUAAUUUUUCCCCUUUCAUGUGAAGUGUUCCCAUAUAACAUAACCCUUGUCUUUUUGAUUCUGUGGUUUCGGCCUGGUUGGUAUAGCCUCAGCAAGUGAUGCUCUGCAACUGCAUUAAGUGUCACCGUCCUGCGAGGUAGCGUCCCCUGAUUCUGGCAGCCAGUCUCUGCUCCUCUCACACACUCACUCUCUCCCUCUGUGUCUUUUGAUCCCUUUACCUCUCCUUUCCUCCGAGCUCAUUGCGAUGCACAUGUUCUGCAGUCUGAGUGACCUUCAGAAUACAUUUCAUCUGUUCCCACUUCUCACCUUCUCAUCGCCUGCCUGUACACACAUACUGCCCCUGAUGAUUAAAAAACCACUUCUUUCUCUGGGUUGGAGUUUAUUUAUUUAGAUUAUCCCCUUUCAAACCUCUCAUGGAGACAGCCAUGACAUAUUAAAGAGGAUGAAAGAAGGGUGUGUCAAAGUGUGAUUUACUUAGUCCAGAGUGUCAGAGGUUGUGUUUUACCAGCAAAGGAAGGAAAAAAAGAGCAGGAAUUUGUGUGCAGAGUAAAGAGAGAACAGUGAUAUAUGCAUGCUAGUAUGAGAAAAUGGGAUAAAUUACGUGCUGGCAUGAUUGUGUUAAUGUGUCUUUGUAUCUAUGUCUCGACUCCUCUCUGUAAAAGUGAGUUGGUCCUGUGAAUACUGCAGCCUCAGCUGGAUGCAGUGGAUCAGCUGCUCCCUCCAUCCCCAUCUCAUUUCUCUUCUGUCAUCCUCUCCCCCCUUGUACUGUCCGCCCCUCCCCCCCAUUCUCUUUGCUUCUCCCGCCCUCCCUCUUUCUCUCUCUGUGCACCUCUACCUCCAGCAGCAGCAGUCUUGAGCAUCCUUGCUGCUGCUGCUGUUGCUGCUGCUAUAAAUAUCUGCUGGUAGCCGUAGAGCAGCAGAGAGCAGCAGGCAGGCCAGAGGGAGGAGCAGAGGACAGGACGGCAUAGGACGGGGGGGGAAACGAAUUGAAGCAGAGAGGAUAACGAGAUGACAGGCGAUUGAGCCCGAACAAGAAGACUGGGAGAAAUGAGGAGAGGGGAGCUGACCAGUUAACUCUAAGACAGACCAGAAUGUGUGCUUUCGUGUGCACUGAAUUGUACAGUUUUAAAGGUUGGCCUGUGCUGGACUUGGAAUCAGAUUCAGGCCUAAACUUCACCUGGACUAUUCAAACUGCUUCUGGAGCUGGAUUGGCUUGAGCUGAGUUAAGACUAAGACUCAACAGUCAAAACUGGAGCCGGACUGUCCUUUCUGAUCUCAGAUACCCAAACUUUUCAUACAAGGGACCCAAGAAAACCCCAUCGAAGCUGCUGGCUGUCUAGUUUUGAGCGGACAUGCAGGCCAUCAAGGGCCGGGGUGGGGCUGAGAUGUCAUGCUCCUGUGUUGCUGGUGGUGCCUGAGGCCUGAGGCGGUGGAGCUGGAUGGCAGGAGGGUGGACCACCGAGUGUUGAACUGCGAGGCAACUGCCUCCACCGCCAUCGCAGCAGUUUCCCUUGACCAGUGGGAGCCAGAAACGGCCAACGCUGCUUUAUCGAGCUCCCAGAGUGUGAAGAAUUCGAGCUAUAGUCUACCAUCCUACCACCCUUACAGCAACAGUUAUGACUACUCGGACCAGAGCAGGCAGAGCGAGCGCUCAGGCUUGUGUGGACUCUCAAACCUGGGCAACACCUGUUUCAUGAACUCUGCUGUGCAGUGUUUAAGCAAUACCCCUCCGCUGACGGAGUACUUCCUUAAAGACAAGUACACAGAUGAGCUGAAUGAGGACAAUCCACUGGGCAUGAAGGGGGAGAUUGCCAGAGCCUACGCAGAGCUUAUUAAACAGCUGUGGUCAGGCAAAUACAGCUACGUCACCCCGAGGCCUUUCAAGACCCAGGUGGGCCGCUUUGCUCCCCAGUUCUCGGGCUACCAGCAGCAGGACUCUCAUGAGCUUCUGGCUUUCCUUUUGGAUGGCCUACAUGAGGACUUGAACCGCAUUAGAAAGAAGCCCUACAUUCAGCUCAAGGAUGCAAAUGGUCGGCCUGAUAAGGUUGUGGCAGAGGAGGCGUGGGAGAACCACAUUAAGAGAAAUGACUCCAUUAUUGUGGACAUCUUCCACGGUCUUUUCAAGUCGACUCUGGUGUGUCCUGUGUGCUCGAAGGUCUCUGUGACCUUUGAUCCUUUCUGCUACUUGACCCUGCCACUGCCCAUGAAGAAGGAACGGACACUAGAAGUUUAUUUAGUCAGACUGGACCCUCUGGCCAAACCCACACAGUACAAACUAACUGUGCCGAAAGUGGGCUACAUUUCUGACCUGUGUACCUCCCUGUCCAACCUGUCAGGCGUGCCUGCUGAAAAGAUGAUUGUAACUGACAUCUAUAACCACCGUUUCCACCGGAUCUUCGCCACCAACGAAAACCUCAGCAGCAUUAUGGAGAGAGAUGAUAUUUAUGUCUUUGAGGUGGCGGUGAACAGAGUGGAGGACACAGACCACGUAGUGAUCCCAGUGCACUUGAGAGAAAAGUACAAGCAGUCAGGAUAUAACCACACGAGCACGCCGCUGUUUGGACAACCCUUCCUCAUCGCCGUCCCCAGAACCCUCAGUGAAGACAAGCUCUACAACAUGCUGCUCCAGCGCCUCUGUCGGUUUGUGCGAUCUUCUGUAGAGGAAGAAGAGGACAACUGUGAAGAGACACAGCCAUCUAAACAACACACUGUUAAUGGUAAUGCCACUAAUGGACUGUUGGAGGAGGGGUCACCGAGUGAGAUGGAGACCGAUGAGCAGGACGACGAGUCCAGCCAGGAUCAGGAGCUGCCCUCUGAAAACGACAACAGCCAGUCGGAGGACUCUGUCGGUGGGGACAAUGAGCUUGAGAACGGUGUGGUCGGCCCACAGAAUUCCACCAAAGGCCAGCAGACGUCCGGGCACAGCAGAAAGAGACUUUUUACAUUCCAGUUCAAUAACAUGGGAAAAACUGACUUCUCACUCAUCAAGGAGGACACCAGGCAGAUCCGCUUUGACGAGGGACACCUCCGACUUAGUGACCGCUCUUAUCUCUCCUUGGACUGGGAACCAGAAAUCAAGAAGAAGUAUUUUGACGAGACUGUUGUUGAGGACUGUGACAAGCACGAGAGCAUGGAGUACAAACCUCAAAAAAAGGCUUUCUUCAAGCUGAAGGACUGCAUCGAACUGUUCACCACAAAGGAAAAACUGGGGGCAGAGGACCCUUGGUACUGUCCCAACUGUAAGCAGCACCAGCAGGCCACAAAGAAGCUGGACCUGUGGUCUCUGCCACCAGUGCUGGUGGUCCAUCUUAAACGCUUCUCAUACAGUCGCUACAUGAGGGAUAAACUGGACUCGCUUGUUGACUUCCCGCUCAGAGAUCUGGACAUGUCUGAAUUCCUGAUCAACCCCAAUGCCGGGCCCUGUCGCUACGACCUCAUUGCUGUGUCCAACCACUAUGGUGGGAUGGGAGGGGGCCACUAUACUGGUUAUGCUAAAAACAAAGACGAUGGAAAGUGGUACAACUUUGAUGACAGCAGCGUGUCUCCUGCCAGCGAAGAUCAAAUAGUGUCCAAAGCAGCCUAUGUGCUGUUCUACCAGCGCCAGGACACAGUGAAAGGCACCGGCUACUUUGCUCUCGACCGAGAGGAGGAGGACGAGGAGGAGGAGGAAGAUGAAGAAGAGGAAGGGGAGGAUGAGGAGAAUGAGGGCGAGGAGAGGAGGGAGAGAAAAAUCGCCUCGUCCACUCAGGGAGCCUUGUCUGCCGCCGCCGCCGCUGUUCAAAGCGACGAUGAGGACCCUAAUGAGAACCGGUGCAGGAAGAACGACGAAGAGCAGGAAGACGAGGAGGAAGAGGAGGCGGCGGAACAGGCGUCCAAUCGAGACGUCGCCAUGAAAACCAACUGAGGGAAACGAGGACAUGAAUAUAUAUAGAGAGAAUGGGAUCUUUCCAUCCAAAGCCAUAUGGACACACGGCGUGACAGCGGGCGCCACUGGUCCCACCCAGCGGCUCGGACUUAGCUGCUCGACAGGAAGAACCACUGCGGGGACAUCAGCUGUUGGGUCAGGGGGCUACAGGGGUACGCAACUCUAAGAAAUCAGGGCCCUCCUCUGUGGUUGGAUCACUGUGUGUGUUUGUGUGUGUGUGCGUACAUGUGUGACCACAUUCGUUUGUUUAGAAUUUGCUCACUUGCUCUCUGAGAAGAGUCACUAAACAGCCGGGAUCUUUUUUUUUUUUUUUUUUACAGCUUUGAAUCUCAGUUUUAUUAUUUUUUUAAAUUACAUAUCUUUGAGAGGAAUGCAUUUUUGGCAUAUCAUUUUAGCAUCAUCGUUUAGAUUUUGUAAAUAUUUUAAACACUGAACUGUACCGAGUUUUCAUGAUGCGCUGAAACAUUUUUGAACUUGCACAAUCACCAACCAUCCGCCCCGCUUUUCUUUUCUUUUUUUAAAUUUUAAAUGUAUCGAUGCCAGACAUACUGCAACUUUGUGUCAGAGAGUUUUCUCACAUACAGAGCUUAGGAAGCUGCCUUUAGAAAGCCAGUGCUGAGACGCCACUACACUAAGAAAUAAUGUUGAGAACUGACAGUCGUUGCUGUGUGGUUUUUUUUUUUUUUUUUUUUUUUUUUUUAAAUAGCCAUCCAGCCGAGCUAGCUCUGUCAUGCUGCUGCGAUCGUAGAUUUUUACACAUGAUUAGCAUACCGGCAUGAGCCUUGAACUUAAGAUCCUGCUUUUGCUCUCUCUAUAGUCCUCUCUGUUUAUAAUUCUUCAGUAAAGCAGGACUAAGAUAUUGCGUGGCUAACUUUACAAAGAAACCACACUGUAUCUCUCCAUAUUUUAAACAUUAGGAAAUGCUCUUUUAGAAGUUUAUAUCCAGAAGUCAAACCUAUAUGUAGUGAAGUGGUGUUUAAGGAGUUAGCAGAGAUUCUUUACUCCUCUUCACCCGCUCCUGAAGUUCAUUAGAUGGUAUUUAAAGCUUUAUUGUGGCUACGUUCUUAAGAUUUUAGGCACUUUGAGAUUAGGGACAUCGGUGAUUUCAUUGUCUCUUGUUUGAAUCGCCUCGGCCUUAACUCUUAAUCUCAGACCAGUCGCCUUUUCUUUGCACACGGCCGUCACACCAUCUCUCGAUGUUACACGAGCACUCGUCUAUGAAUGUCCAUGUUACUUGCUUGAUAUCUCCCAGCCACGUCACACCAGUUUCUUUUAACCCACAAGAGGGCCAGAAUGUAUGCUGAAUGAACCAGACCACAUGUAUGUGACUGAUGCCUUUUACGCCAUCCUUUCUUUCUUUCACUUCUCCCCAUGGCCCUUUCGAGUUUGAAAGGUGAUGGAAAUGGGUGUUCUUUGCAUUUUAUAUUACCUGUAUGAAUUUCAUGGGUAUUAGCUGAAUGUGUCCCUUCUUUGUGGUCCUGAGCUUUGAGGAGGAGAGAGGGAGACAAAACUUAAAAAAAAAACAAAAACAAACAAAAAAACAUUUUGGGGUGAGUGUGCCUAAAAGGCCUUUCAGCUUCUCGGGAUCAUGAUACAGUGAAAAUAUUUUGUGGCACAUCGUUGGCAGGAUAUUCCUCCAUCGACGUAACUCGCGGUAAAACUCUAUUCUCCAUGGUGGAGUGCGAUGUUUUCUUUUCUACCUGCUCUUUCCAUUGUAAACAGCAUUAGCGGAUCUGUUGUUGCCUCAGAAUAUUAGAUGUGUAACAUGCCUUUAAGAGCAUCUCUGUGCUUCGACUUCAGGUGGCUUUACCGCCGCAGUGCUGCCUUGCUUUUUGGGCAACUCACCCCAUCCUGAGUGAGAUGUGAUUGCUACUAUAGGCUUAUACAAUACUGUACAUAAGAGUUCACUCUGUGAGUGCACAUUUGAUAAAAUUUAUUUAUUUAUAUGUAAGCAUUUAAUAAUAAACAAUAUAUUUAAAACCUUGGCAAGACGUGAAAUGUCGGGGGUAACGUGGCUCGAGUCCACACAUACACACUAGUUUGCAGAGUCUUGCCUGUGCUCUCGUCAGGGAGGGAAUAUUUUUUAAACAAAGGAUGAUUCUGUUUUGGGACUUUUUUUGUAAAGAUAAUCCAGACAUCCUUGCAUGAUGAUGUAUGGGGUGA
Pelmatolapia mariae (spotted tilapia) is the source of this 6727-nucleotide messenger RNA. Its product is annotated as ubiquitin carboxyl-terminal hydrolase 15-like. The transcript has 16 exons. The record is from RefSeq and is a predicted model, not a curated record. Gene Ontology annotation, biological process: protein deubiquitination. Gene Ontology annotation, cellular component: nucleus. The coding region runs from base 2030 to 4543 and encodes 837 amino acids. Gene Ontology annotation, molecular function: cysteine-type deubiquitinase activity. Lineage: Eukaryota; Metazoa; Chordata; Actinopteri; Cichliformes; Cichlidae.